AUGACAUUUCAUAUCACACCAAAUUGGUAUCCAUCACUUCAUGACAUCAAACCAAACCCCAACUCUCCACUCACCAACACUCUAUCCCCACCUAAAGUCUUCAUCGGUCCACUCACCCCCAAAGAAAUAAACUACCAGCACAUUCGCAGUAUGCUCCAAUACACGCAAAGCGCCAAGAAAAAAACUACGGAUGACAAAGAGAAAAUCACUAAAGAUCUUGAAAUCGCAUUAAUGAGGCUGAGAGUGGGAGGAGGAGAAGGAAGGGAUGGAAGAGAGACGAUGAGGAAAGUAGUUGUAUUAGAGAAAACUAUGAGCGUGCAUGAGAAUUAUGAGAAACAUCUAGAUACUUGUGCAGUACCUUUAAGGAUAAAGGAGGAGGAGUUAAGGAGUAUACUUAAGAGAGAGGCUUGGGAAAAUGGAAAUCCGGAUUAUUAUGAGGGAUGCGAUUUUUGGUUUGAGCCGGAGCCGGAGGAUGAGGAGGUUCUGUAUGAUGAUGGGUUGGAAGAAAUAGAUGGAAUGGAAGGAUUGGAGAUAGAUGCUUGGAGUGAUGAUGAGGAUACAGAAAUGUGA
This is a messenger RNA of Sclerotinia trifoliorum, 570 nucleotides long. The record is from the annotation of a GenBank genome assembly. NCBI's taxonomy places the organism in Eukaryota, Fungi, Ascomycota, Leotiomycetes, Helotiales, Sclerotiniaceae.